Panicum virgatum (switchgrass) is the source of this 3456-nucleotide messenger RNA. RefSeq names its product pentatricopeptide repeat-containing protein At2g41720-like. The transcript is spliced from 10 exons. The coding region runs from base 706 to 2817 and encodes 703 amino acids. Gene Ontology annotation, molecular function: protein binding. NCBI's taxonomy places the organism in Eukaryota, Viridiplantae, Streptophyta, Magnoliopsida, Poales, Poaceae. The record is from RefSeq and is a predicted model, not a curated record.
UUCUCUUCUUGGCACGUGCUAUGUGUUUGCUGCAAUGACUGUUAGUGCAGAUGCUACUAUUGCCUAGUAGUGUGGUAUUCAAAUGGCCCGACAGGAGCCAAAAAAUUUGGUUUUUUGCCGCUAAAUUGGUAAGAUUGAUAUGUAAUUUGGCUCCACUAAAUUGGUGUGUGGGGAGCAGGACGUCACUGAACCAAGUUGCUUGAACUUGUAUUACAUCUUUUGUUUUGUUUAGUUCAUCUUGAGUUCUUGUUGUUAUUGACGUCCGAGUCACUCAUGAUUGGGCAUAUGUUCAAUUUCGCUUUGCACGGAUUCUUUGUUGUUGUUAACAUGAUAGUUAAGUUAUCAUAGUAGUUAUAACUUUUAAGUAUUCUAUGUCAACUAUCUUUUGGUGCUUUAUCUAAGCAUUCAACUACAAUAGCUCUGCAUCUAUUUGCAGGUGGCAUAGGCAACUUUGCUGAUAUAUUUUAGUUGUCCAAGGAGUCCUUAAUUGUGUACACUUGUUCCAUUUACUUUGUUCACGAUUUUCAGUAUGUCUCAAAAGCUAUGGUUUUCUCAAUAAGUCCAGAAAAUCUAUUUAUUCUCUCAAGAUUCAGUUGCACCAUCAUUUUUGUGCUCCCAAUAUUGAUUUAUUAGAGCGUAUGGUAGAAUGCCCUGGAAAUCAUAAUUUCUGGAUCCUUGAAACAUGCUGUACAUGUGUUCCGCUGGAUGAAAAAUCAGGAGAAUUAUUGUGCUCGCAAUGACAUUUAUGGCAUGAUGAUAAGGUUACAUGCUAGACACAAUCAGGUUGAUCAGGCACGUGGUCUGUUCUUUGAGAUGCAAGAAUGGCGGUGCAAACCUGAUGCUGAUACAUACAACUCUUUGAUCCAUGCUCAUGCUCGAGCUGGCCAGUGGCGUUGGGCCAUCAACAUUAUGGAAGAUAUGCAACGUGCUGCUAUACCUCCUAGUCGAACUACAUACAAUAAUGUAAUAAAUGCAUGUGGAGCUGCUGGUAACUGGAAGAAAGCUUUAGAGCUUUGUAAGAAGAUGACUGAAAAUGGUGUAGGACCGGAUUUGAUCACACACAACAUUGUUUUGUCCGCUUUCAAGAAUGGAGCUCAGUAUUCGAAAGCCAUAGCUUACUUUGAAAUUAUGAAAUCAUCUAAUGUUGCCCCUGAUACAUUCACUUGGAAUAUUGUGAUCCAUUGCCUUGUAAAGGUUGGGCAGUAUGGAGAAGCUAUUGAGUUGUUUAACUCAAUGAGGGAAAAAAGAACAAUAUGUCCUCCAGAUGUUUUUACAUAUACUAGCAUAAUGUAUUCUUAUUCUGUUUGUGGGCAAGCUGAAAAUUGCAAGGCAGUCUUUGAUAUGAUGGUUGCUGAAGGUGUCAGGCCUAAUAUUGUAUCUUACAAUGCACUAUUGGGUGCUUAUGCCUCACAUGGUAUGCACAAAGAGGCCUUGGAAACUUUUAAAUUACUGAAGCAAAAUGGAUUGAGACCUGAUAUAGUUUCCUAUACCUCCUUACUUAAUGCUUAUGGUAGAUCUUCACAACCUGAGAAGGCUAGGGAGGUCUUUAAUGAGAUGAGGAAGAAUGCAUGCAAGCCAAACAAAGUCAGUUACAAUGCACUUAUUGAUGCUUAUGGAUCUGCUGGAAUGUUGAAGGAAGCUAUUAGUUUGCUGCAUGAAAUGGAGAGAGAUGGCAUUCAACCGGAUGUUGUUUCAAUAAGUACACUGUUAACAGCAUGUGGCCGCUGCAGACAACUAACUAAAAUUGACACAAUUCUUGCAGCAGCUAAGUCUCGAGGGAUCGAACUAAAUACAGUUGCUUACAACUCAGGAAUCGGAAGCUAUUUAAGUUUGGGUGAUUAUGAGAAAGCUUUGGAGUUGUAUGCAUUAAUGAGGACACGCAAUGUGAAGCCAGAUGCUGUAACUUACAAUGUACUCAUUAGUGGAUUAUGUAAAUUGGGAAGGUAUGCUGAAUCUCUGAAAUUUUUUGAAGACAUGAUGGACCUGAAAAUUCAUUUGACCAAGGAAGUCUACUCGUCCGUCAUUUGUUCAUAUGUCAAACAAGGAAAACUAAGUGAAGCAGAAUCUACUUUUAGUUCUAUGAAAGAAUCUGGUUGCUUCCCUGAUGUUUUAACAUAUACUGCAAUGAUUAAAGCCUAUAGCGAUGAUGGGAGCUGGAGGAGAGCGUGGGACCUAUUCAAAGAGAUGGAAAGUAAUGAUGUGCAACCAGAUGCCAUUGUAUGUUCAUCCCUCAUGGAAGCAUUGAAUAAUGGAAGCCAACCUGAAAGGGUCCUUCAGUUGAUGAAAUUCAUGAAGCAAAAACAGAUACCAUUGAACCAAAAGGCUUAUUUUGAGAUAAUAGCUUCAUGCAGCAUGCUACGGGAAUGGAAAACAGCCAGUGAAAUAAUUGAACAAUUGGAUUCCUCCCUCUCAUCCAUUUCUGUUGGCACACUAAACCAUCUUUUGAAUUUUCUUGGAAAAUGUGGCAAGACAGAGAGCAUGAUGAAGCUGUUCUAUAAGAUGGUUACUUCAUGCUCUACUGUGGGCCUUUCUACUUAUACGGUUCUGCUGAGAAACCUUUUGGUUGUUGGGAAAUGGAGAAAGUAUAUUGAGGUGUUGCAGUGGAUGGAAGAUGCUGGUGUCCGUCCAACACUAUAUAUGUAUCAAAGUGUACUUCCAUAUAUCUGGAGAGACAACAGUAUGGACUAUGUUACUCUCAUGCAAGAAAAAAUAAGUGAAAAAUGCAUGUUUUCCUGGAUGACACAUUUUAUCUUUGCUCAUAUCAGAUGCAUUGAGAGACAAGGUAACAUGACUCCAGAUAUUUCUGCAUUUGUUUGAUACGGAGUACUAGAAGUCUAUAACCGAAUAUGGAGGUGGCAUCAGAUUGAAGCUAGCAGCAUUCAGGUAGGACAGGAUUGUGAGUGUGCCCUAGUUGGCAUGGAAGCAACUUCCUCAUUAUUGAUUAAAAAGGACAUAGUAAGACUUUUUAAUAUGAAAGAGUUCAUAGGUACAGGUACCUAGCCACCGAUAUUCUGCUUAGGGACUUCAAGAACCGAGAAAUUGACAUGAUUCCACAAUUGCGAGGUUGGCUUGGAAAAAGCAUGACCUCAUGAAUCAUCUCUAUGGCUAAGAUGAGAGAAAUUGGUAUACUUGUUACCUCUGGCUUGGCUUGGAAAAAUUAGGUUAGCCUACUAGAGCAGAGUCUUCCAUUCGCCACCCUAGAGUUUACAAUCUUGCAUGGCCAUUAUAGUAGCACUUCUUCGACAUUGUAAUUUGUCAAUGUCUUUCAAGUAAGCAGUUUCCCCAUCUUGUAUGAUAUUGGUUUGAGAAUGAUUUUGUUGUCAUGAUGAAAAGGUCAAAAGGAGAUCAUAACAGGGGACACUAUGAGGCUUUAUGAAAAAUAGAGAGAUGGCCGUAUGAACAAAUUAGUGAUAUAUGAUGAUAUAUGCAAUUGCAGGCAGGGUUCCUGAUGCCAUA